Fonticula alba is the source of this 645-nucleotide messenger RNA. RefSeq lists its product as hypothetical. The annotation marks the transcript as partial. The transcript is spliced from 2 exons. Lineage: Eukaryota; Rotosphaerida; Fonticulaceae. The record is from RefSeq and is a predicted model, not a curated record.
GCCGGCGUGUGUGUGACGGCCUGCGGGCCGGGGCUUGCCAUUUCGGCCGACGGCCGGCAGUGUGUUGCCUGCGCGGCCUCCUGCUCGGCCUGCCUGGGCCCGGCGUCCGACCAGUGCUCGGCGUGUGCCGGCAACCGGUACCUGCCCGGCGGCCUGCCAGGCACGUGCCGGUCCUGCGAUGCGGCCUGCUCCGGGUGCACCGGCCCGACGGCCUCCCAGUGCACGGCCUGUGCGGCGGGCUGGCUGCGCGCGCCCUCGGGCGAGUGUGUGCGCACCUGUCCCGAGGGGACCGGGAUUUCGGCUCCCGGGUCCAGCCAGUGCAAGGCCUGCGCCGAUGCCGGAUGUCUCUCCUGUGUGACGGCCCAGCCCGGGGCCAUUUGCCGGACUUGCCGGCCCGGGCUGCAGAUCGACGCCACCGGCAAGCAGUGUCUCCAGUGCCAUGGGACCUGCGCCACGUGCGAUGGCAACGGCCUGGCCAAUUGCCUAACCUGCGCUCCGGGGCUUCUGCUCCAUGGGGCUUCCUGUGUGAACCCCUGCCCGGAUGGGACAUUUGCCGAUGGGGAAAUUUGCUCGCGCUGCUCCGGGCGGUGCGACACAUGUGUCGGGCGGCAAUUCCUGCCUGCCGGAUUCCUGCCCGACGUGUAA